UGGGCAGGUUGGCAGUUGCUAUUUUGAACAACCUGGGACAGUGACCCCGCCUUCUGGGAUCAAUUGUCAUUGCGAAAUCCCGAUCUUUCCAGGGGAGUUUCUGAGCUUGGGGCAUUCUCGACCAUCACAUCGAAACGUGUGCGAGUCGAGCUCCUGUUCUUCGUCCAUCAACACCCCGCAUCGCGGCAAUUCUGCAGGUCGCGCUAGGGUCUGGAGCGAUCAACGACUCCUUCAAUUUGCAGUCCAGGGGCCCAGGCGCCGUCUACUCUGGAUCGCAUUGAACAGGAAACAAUGGCGUCGGGACACAAUGAUCCGAAGCUGCUGUACGCCAUCAACGGCGUGUCCGCCUAUCACAUCGCCAAUGGCAAGGAGCAGCCCCUCACGCCUGCCGGGCCACAGACCUUGUCUCUCCUCAUGGUCCCGACGACAUCGGUCUUCGCCGACCCCGCAAUCGACCCCGAUGCUGCUUCCGCGGAGCAGGACUUCUACCUGCACCUCCACCUACCGCCUGAGCUCGAUCUGCCACUCCCGGCCACCACACAGAUCUACCACCAGCCGCCGACCAGCUAUUUGAUUCCGCGAUGGGACCUAGGUCCGGACAGCGGCGCCUUCACCAGGAUCGAAUUCCCCUCCGUCAAGAGCCGCGAGGGGGUCCAGGAGGAUGUAGAUACGUUCGAGACGAUCCUCGCGCAAUGCACCGCGUUCCUCGAGCGGGCGCCACCGCCAAAGAUCCGGAAGGGCGAGAAGAGCAGCGCGUCCAAGGCGGCAGAUGCGGCGGGGAACGCAUUGCCUGCGUAUAACCCGGCCGACUUCAAGCCUGGCGAGGGAUACGUGCGCGGGAGCCACAGCGGCGUCACGCCCGGCCAGAUCGUGCUGGUCGACGAGGAGGAUGGAAGCGUGAUCGGAGAGCUGGCCGACGGCUUCCAGGUCGUCGAGGACAGCAAGUUGAAGCCGGGGUCAAAAGACCCGGUCGAGAUCACUCUCCCACCCGAAGGCGGCCAGAAGAUCAACGUCGCGCCGAUAUCACCGGAGCUGUACGAGGCAGAGCUGCACCCCGCUUACAAGAACUCGUUCCUGGUGUCCAACGCGUCAGCCGCCUCCCGCUUUAUCAUCACCGGCUCCGACAUGCUCUCCAAGCUGCUCCAGAACCAGGCCGAGAACUACACCAAGAAAGCGCGGCCCAGCGCCAUGCCCUUGACCUUCAAGCCGGCCACGCGCGAGCACAUCCGGCGCAUCAGCACCUUCACGGGCAGCGCCGCCACGCUGUCGGCCAAGACGGUCGGGCAGAUCACCAAGGUGGCGCAGAACUUCGGCGCGUCGCUCGGCGGCCACAGCGGCACGCGCAAGGGCUACGACAAGGACGGCAAGCCGCUGAGCUCGUACAAGCCGGGCCUGCUCAACAAGAGCAUGAUGGCCUUCUCGACCGUCAUGGACGGCGUCGAGAAGGCCGGGCGCAACCUGCUGGCCUCGACCUCGUAUGCCGCCACCACCGUCGUCGCCCACAAGUGGGGGCCCGAGGCCGGCGAGCUGACCCGCAGCCUUGCAGGCGGCGUCAAGAAUGUCGGGCUGGUCUACAUCGACGUGACGGGUGUUUCGCGCCGGGCGAUCCUGAAGAGCGUCGCCAAGGGCAUGGUGGUCGGGCACACGGCGACCGGAGACAAUAUCAUUGUCGGCGGAGGGGAUGGCGGACUGGCGGUGGUGGACGAGGCGGCGCGGUCUGCGAGUGGCAGGAGCGUCGCGGAAGGGAAAAAACCAGCAGGCUCGGGAGAUGGGAAGUUCAAGUAGAUGGCAUUGUGUGUGUGUGAUAAAGGCGGAUUUUGUCUUGGAUUUCGUGCUUGGUAGUCUUAGGCGUUCUGGAUCGGGUGGAACUUGGUUUCUACAGUGCGUAGUGAAGGGAUCUUCAGGGGGAUUUUCUGCGAAUAUCGAGUCGACCGUGGCACAACAGUUGGCCACUGGGUAACCCAGCGUUAAUUGACAACCUUCACGUGACCGUGCUCCCUGCCCGACUUUGGGAGCGCGUCGGAACUGCGAGUCAGCGCG
Messenger RNA from Thermothielavioides terrestris NRRL 8126, 2040 nucleotides. RefSeq lists its product as uncharacterized. Gene Ontology annotation, biological process: cell division. Bases 292 to 1785 code for a protein of 497 amino acids. NCBI's taxonomy places the organism in Eukaryota, Fungi, Ascomycota, Sordariomycetes, Sordariales, Chaetomiaceae. The transcript has 3 exons. The record is from RefSeq and is a predicted model, not a curated record. Gene Ontology annotation, cellular component: plasma membrane.